UUACACCUAUUGAGAAAUUUUAAUAAUUCAAUGAUUGGAAAAGAGAAUUAGCAAUGAAUUGAUCCACAGAAUAGUACUGUGACCAUUACUGCACAGCCUGUAAGUUGCCUUGAAAAUCUUUUGAGAAGCCGACAAGUAUGAGAUAAUUCCAAGCAUCCCCAUGUGAGAUUUUUCCUUUUUUUUCCUCACCACUCCAGCUUCUCUACUUGCUCUGCUCCCUUCCUUCAACUUAGUGUCACUUUCUUGAGACUGUGUGACUUGUGAGUUUUCUUGAGAAAAUUCUCUGCUGUGAAUUCUGUUUCCUAGUCUUUCAGCUUCACAACAUGUGGGAAUCAGAAAAUGAGUCUGUUAGUGGAAGAGAUUAUGGUAAUGGAGUUCACAGUACCAGCAAGAAUGGAGUCAAGACUGAUAGUUUUGAGCAAAAAGGACAAUCUUGGUAUGUAGCAACUGAUAUCCCAAGUGACCUUUUAGUUCAUAUUGAAGAUGUAAAUUUCCAUUUACACAAGUAUCCUUUGCUUUCUAGAAGUGGGAAAAUGAACAGAAUCAUAUAUGAGUCAAGGGAUGCAGAAUUGAGCAAGGUAUCUUUAAAUGAGUUACCAGGUGGACCUGAGGCAUUUGAGCUAGCAGCAAAGUUCUGUUAUGGUAUUGCUAUUGAUCUAAGUGCAACCAAUAUUUCUGGCUUAAGAUGUGCAGCAGAGUAUCUUGAAAUGACUGAGGAUUUGGAAGAAGGCAACCUUAUAUUCAAGACUGAAGCUUUUCUCAGCUAUGUGGUUUUAUCUUCAUGGAGAGACUCCAUACUGGUGCUAAAGAGCUGUGAAAAGUUAUCACCAUGGGCUGAAAACCUACAAAUUGUUAGAAGAUGUAGUGAGUCCAUUGCAUGGAAAGCUUGUGCCAAUCCAAAAGGUAUAAAAUGGCAAUAUACUGGUAAGCCUGCAAGCGUUUCUAGUCCGAGUAGAAACCACCAAGUACCUCCUGAUUGGUGGUUUGAAGAUGUUACGAUUCUCAGGAUUGAUCACUUUGUGAGAGUGAUUACUGCAAUCAAGGUAAAGGGAAUGAGACAUGAACUGAUAGGUGCUUCCAUUAUGCAGUAUGCAACUAAAUGGCUGCCAGGUUUAAUCAAAGAAGGAUCCGGAUUGGCGGAAGAUGGCAGCAAUAGCAGUAAUAGUAAUGGAAGCAGUAGUUGGAGAGGGGGUCUCCAUAUGAUAAUAGCAGGAUCAGGAGAAGAAAUACCAACUGUCCAGGCAAAAGAUCAAAGGAUGAUUGUUGAAAGCCUAAUAAGCAUACUCCCACAACAGAAGGACAGUGUUUCGUGUAGCUUCCUUCUUCGACUAUUGAGGAUGGCAAACAUGCUUAAAGUGGCUCCAGCUUUGAUAACAGAACUGGAGAAACGCGUAGGCAUGCAAUUUGAGCAGGCUACAUUGGCUGAUCUCCUCAUACCAUCUUACAAUAAAAGUGAAACCAUGUAUGACAUUGAUCUCGUGCAGAGGCUUUUGGAACAUUUCAUAAUUCAAGAGCAGACAGAAAGUUCAAGUCCUAGUAGAUAUCCAUUCCCCGAUAAACAUAUGCACGAUGGAAGUCAAAGGGGUACAAAUCUAAAUGCCAAGAUGAGGGUGGCAAGGCUCGUUGACAGUUACUUAACAGAAGUAUCUAGAGAUAGAAAUCUUUCCUUGACAAAGUUUCAGGUCUUGGCUGAGGCUUUGCCAGAUUCAGCAAGAACAUGUGACGAUGGACUUUAUCGAGCAAUUGAUUCCUAUCUCAAGGCCCAUCCAACACUCUCAGAACAUGAAAGAAAGAGGCUUUGCAGGGUGAUGGAUUGCCAGAAACUCUCUGUCGAUGCUUGCAUGCACGCUGCUCAGAACGAAAGGCUCCCACUACGAGUCGUGGUGCAAGUUCUCUUCUCUGAGCAGGUGAAGAUAAGCAAUGCAAUAGCCAAUAUCUCUCUCAAAGAUGCAGGGGAAUCUCAUUAUCAACCCCUGGUAUCACACCAUAAGUCAUUGCUUGAAGCAACGCCACAAUCAUUUCAAGAGGGAUGGACAGCAGCCAAGAAGGACAUCAACACUCUUAAGUUUGAACUAGAGACUGUGAAGACUAAAUACGUAGAACUCCAAAAUGACAUGGAUAACUUACAGAGACAGUUCGAUAAGAUUGCAAAACCAAAACAAGCCUCAGCAUGGACUGCAGGUUGGAAAAAGUUGAGUAAGCUCACAAAAACGACAAAUGUAGAAACACAUGACAUCAGUAGUCAUAUCCCAAAUGCUGAACAGACCACAAAGCCUAGAAGGUGGAGAAAUUCCAUUUCCUGAGAAGGAAAAGGCUAUGAUAGAAGACUACCGGUUACAAGAUUACCUCACAAAGUCAUUCUGUGUUCCCUAAUAUUCAAGAUUAUCAUGAUUCUCCUAUCACAAGAGUAGUUAAGACUUUCAUUUUCAUUGUAGAUAGAAAUUGUGAUAAUAGCACAAUUUAUUAUAGAUUCUCUAGUUUACUGGUGACUGGUUUCUCUGUAAUGAUUGUACCAUCUUAAAUUUGCAUUCGGAGGUGCAGUAAAACUGGUUUUGCU
This is a messenger RNA of Solanum stenotomum, 2557 nucleotides long. RefSeq names its product root phototropism protein 3-like. The coding region runs from base 324 to 2303 and encodes 659 amino acids. Gene Ontology annotation, molecular function: protein binding. The transcript has 4 exons. The record is from RefSeq and is a predicted model, not a curated record. Lineage: Eukaryota; Viridiplantae; Streptophyta; Magnoliopsida; Solanales; Solanaceae.